AUGAACCGCGGCAGACUCGUGCUGUUUGAGGGCUUGGAUCGCACUGGCAAGACCACUCAAUCCAAUAUUCUACUCGAGAGAUUAAAGCCCAAUGCUACGCUAAUCAAGUUUCCAGAAAGGUCGACUGAAAUUGGUGCCGUCAUCGACAGGUACCUCAAGGAUAAGACGUUCGAAUUGCCAGACCAGGCUGUCCAUCUUCUGUUCUCUGCUAACAGAUGGGAGAUGGCUGAGAGAAUCAAACAGCUGUUGCUACAAGGAACGCAUGUGGUUCUCGACAGAUACGUAUACUCGGGCGUCGCCUAUUCUGCAGCCAAGCACACAGAUAGAAUGGACAGAACUUGGUGUUUGCAGCCUGACAGGGGGCUCCCAAGACCGGACUUAACUAUAUUCCUGACCAGCGACGACGCAGAGAAUGAACUUCGAGCAGGAUUUGGCGAAGAACGAUACGAGAAAUCCGAGUUCCAACAGGAGGUCAAGAGGCAAUUCGUAGAGGUUUUCAAGGCUUUGGAAGACAGUUCCCACGAGGAGAAACUUGUGCACGUAGUCAAUGUUACAGGCAAGUCCGUAGAAGAGGUCGCGAAGGUCGUUUGGGACUUAGUCGAGCCCGUUGUCACGCUACCAACCGACUCGACUUACAGUGAACUACUCUACUUCUAA
Torulaspora globosa is the source of this 657-nucleotide messenger RNA. RefSeq names its product bifunctional thymidylate/uridylate kinase (gene CDC8). NCBI's taxonomy places the organism in Eukaryota, Fungi, Ascomycota, Saccharomycetes, Saccharomycetales, Saccharomycetaceae. The transcript has a single exon. Gene Ontology annotation, cellular component: cytosol; cytoplasm; nucleus. The coding region runs from base 1 to 657 and encodes 218 amino acids. The record is from RefSeq and is a predicted model, not a curated record. Gene Ontology annotation, molecular function: ATP binding; dTMP kinase activity. Gene Ontology annotation, biological process: dTTP biosynthetic process; dUDP biosynthetic process; dTDP biosynthetic process.